Messenger RNA from Cuscuta epithymum, 1465 nucleotides. Lineage: Eukaryota; Viridiplantae; Streptophyta; Magnoliopsida; Solanales; Convolvulaceae. The record is from the annotation of a GenBank genome assembly.
AUUGGAAACAAUGUCCUUAAAAAGAGAAUCCAUUUUUUGUGGUGUCAAGUUUCUUUUAUUACAUUCCAUAUGUUCUAAAGUAAAAAUUAAAACUCACCAUGCAUAUUUUCAUUCAAUUUGAUAGAGCUAGUGAAAAAGCUGUACAACGAAGGCCACCCCUCUAUUUCAAGUAGCUUUACGAGUAUAUAAUGAUCUGUCAUGCAUCAUAUAAUCCCAUACUUAAGCUCCACCCUACGCUUCACUUCAGUAUAAUUACACUAUUGCCAGUACGUAGCAUUUAGCUUUCAUUGCAGUACAUAAAAUGGCUAUAUUCAUCUUCCUUCUUGCUGCUGCAGCUAUUUACACCAGUGCUUUAUCAUCAUCAUCAUCAUCAUCAUCAAGUGGUGUUUUUGAAAUCCACGACCGCUUCUCAAGCGACAUUGUUGAUGCCUUGGGAAACCAUGGCUUGCCUAAGAAAGGAGGCUUGGACUACUUUUCCUACAUGGCAGCCCUUGAUUCCAAGAGACUGCAAUCUUCUCCGGCAUUGACUCUCUCAUCUGGAGAUGCCAGUUUUCAGAUAUCAAGUAUCCACUACGCAAGAGUUUAUGUUGGAACGCCACCCUUGCCAUUCAUCGUUGCACUUGACACAGGGAGUUCCUUGUUUUGGCUCCCAUGCAAUUGCAGUGUCUGUUUACGCAACAUCACUUUGGAUUCUCCACAGCCCGACCUACCACAGAUAACGAAUCUCAAUAUUUACCAUUCGGAUAAAUCGUCCACGUAUAAAAUUAUUGGUUGCCCAACUUCAAAUAAUGGGUGCCCGUAUGAGGUCCUAUACUUGGAUGGAUCAUCCGCUACAGGAGUACUCAUAUCAGACAUAUUACACCUAACCACUUAUGACAAGCAACACCAACACAUCCAGGCUGCUGUGACAUUCGGGUGUGCAUCCAACGUAACAGGCCUCUUUCUGGGAGUUUCAGCUUUUAAUGGAUUGUUAGGGCUUGGGCCGGGUACUGGGCCUGAUGACAUGGAUGCCCUCAGCAUUCUUGCUGCUCAAGGGAUUGUUGGCAAUUCCUUCUCCCUCUGUUUCCAACCCAGGGGAAAGGGGAGAUUAAUAUUUGGAGACAAAGGCACUCCCAAUCAGAGAGAAACACCAUUUGAUCUAAAUACCCAAAAUGAAGGGUACAAUAUUAUGAUUGAGGAGAUUGUUGUGAAUAAAAAUAUCACAAAAACUGUUGAUCUAACUGUGCUUUUUGAUUCGGGUACAUCAUUCACAGUUUUAAGUGAUCCCGCCUACACAUUUAUUACAGAAAAUUUCAACUCCUUAAUAAAGGAACCACGCAGCCAACAAACAUUUCUGCGUUAUUUUGAAUACUGCUAUGACUUGAGUCCAAACAAAACUUCUCAUUGGACUCCCCGGCUGAGCUUAAUAAUGAAAGGAGGACACAAAUUUGAUGUCCUUUUUCCAACAUUUAAGUCAUAUCAGGUA